Molecule: messenger RNA, 1584 nt
Organism: Quercus lobata
Lineage: Eukaryota; Viridiplantae; Streptophyta; Magnoliopsida; Fagales; Fagaceae
Gene: IMPL1
Product: myo-inositol monophosphatase like 1
Exons: 11
Coding region: 126-1247 (373 amino acids)
Biological process (GO): inositol metabolic process; signal transduction; phosphatidylinositol phosphate biosynthetic process
Molecular function (GO): inositol monophosphate 1-phosphatase activity
Source: RefSeq, a predicted model, not a curated record
AGUCAGUCAUCUUCAUCUCAUACCGUUUUACAGACUAUAUAGAGUUUGAGUUUGUGGCAUAAUAAAGCAGAGCACCCAAAAGCUUGGAACUUGGAAUUCAAUUUCCAUUCAAGUUCAAAUUCAAAAUGGUCAGGUCCAUGGUCUUCUCCACUACCAUUCCUCUCAGGUUUUCUCCAAUACCCAGAUCAGUUCCACCUCAAUUUCAACCAAACCAGCGUCUUCCAUUGGAUUUCACCAACAAAAUCCAACAUGGGUUUGGUGGGAUUCCAUUUUUGAGGGCCAAACCCACAAGAAAACUGUGCACUAAGGCUGCGUUAUCUGAAAUUCCCAACCAGAAACAGUACCCAAAGAUUGGUGCCCAAUCAACUGGACCAAUUCCACCUAGCCAGCUCAUUCAAGUGGUGGAGACUGCUGCUAAGACUGGUGCAGAGGUUGUGAUGGAAGCUGUUAAUAAGCCUCGAAAUAUUACAUAUAAAGGACUUACUGACUUGGUGACUGAGACAGAUAAAAUGAGUGAGGCUGCUAUUUUAGAAGUCGUUAAAAAGAAUUUUGACGAUCACCUCAUUCUUGGGGAGGAGGGAGGAAUUAUAGGAGAUACUUCAUCUGAUUACCUUUGGUGCAUUGAUCCUUUAGAUGGAACAACGAACUUUGCACAUGGUUAUCCUAGCUUUGCGGUUUCUGUUGGAGUUUUGUUUCGAGGGAAUCCUGCUGCAGCUGCUGUGGUAGAGUUUGUUGGGGGCCCUAUGUGUUGGAACACCCGCAUAUUUUCUGCAACUGCUGGUGGGGGAGCAUUCUGCAAUGGCCAAAAAAUUCAUGUCAGUGAAACUAAUCUGGUGGAGCGAUCCCUUCUGGUGACUGGGUUCGGGUAUGAACAUGAUGAUCCAUGGGCUACCAACCUGGAUUUAUUUAAACAUUUCACUGAUGUCAGCCGGGGUGUAAGGAGGCUCGGGGCCGCUGCAGUUGACAUGUGCCAUGUAGCUUUGGGGAUUGCAGAAGCAUAUUGGGAGUAUCGUCUAAAGCCAUGGGAUAUGGCUGCUGGUGCUUUGAUAGUUGAAGAAGCUGGUGGCACAGUUACUCGCAUGGAUGGUGGAAAGUUCUGUGUGUUUGAUAGAUCUAUUUUAGUAUCCAAUGGUGCACUGCAUGAAAAGCUUUUGGAAAGAAUUGGACCUGCAACAGAGAAAUUGAAGAGCAAAGGAAUUGAUUUCUCAUUGUGGUACAAGCCUGAAAGUUUGCAUGCAGAUCUUUGAGAUGGCCAGAUUUCUGUUUACUUAUUGCGUACUCUGCUAAAAAAAAUUGCUGCAGCUCAGAGCCAUGGAUCUGCAAGCAAUCCACAAAAACUUUUUGUUGAAUUUUCAAGGACACAGAGGAAAGGAUGAAAAUGAGACUAUGAUGCUGUUGACUGUGAAGAUUCCAUGAAGAUGCUGAUGAUGGAGGAAACAAUUACGUUUAGUCUGUCACUUUUUAUUGACCUUGUAUUACUUAAUGGUAUUAUGAAUCAGCGGUAAGCAUGUAUUAGUAACUAUUAGACUUUUGUACCUAUCAUAAUGAGCUUGCUUGUGACUGUAUGUAUAUUAUUUUCCCUCA